This is a messenger RNA of Trachemys scripta elegans, 2639 nucleotides long. Its product is annotated as myelin regulatory factor-like. The record is from RefSeq and is a predicted model, not a curated record. Gene Ontology annotation, biological process: protein autoprocessing; central nervous system myelin maintenance; positive regulation of DNA-templated transcription. Gene Ontology annotation, cellular component: nucleus; endoplasmic reticulum membrane. Gene Ontology annotation, molecular function: sequence-specific DNA binding; DNA-binding transcription factor activity. The annotation marks the transcript as partial. NCBI's taxonomy places the organism in Eukaryota, Metazoa, Chordata, Testudines, Emydidae. The transcript is spliced from 18 exons.
UGGCUCUCGCCCCUUCCAUUCCUUCUCUUUUCUGCAGGCCACGACAUUAAUGGAGCUCUGGAACCUUCCAACAUCGACACCAGCAUUCUGGAAGAGUACAUCAGCAAGGAAGACUCACCAGAUAUCUGCUUCCCGGACAUCCCUGCCUCAGCCAGCUACGCACAUACCCAGCCUUCCGGCUCUGCCUCUGUCAGCGCUCCUGUUGCCAGCUCCAUCUCCAGCGUCGCUCAUGUGACCAACCCAGCUUCCAGUGGUGCCCUCCAUCUCUGUCCCCCAGGCAGCCAAGGCCCGGUCCGUCAUGGUCCUCUUUUGGCCAACCCCUGUGGACCCAGCUACAGUGCUCACCUCAACUGCAAUAACAACAAUGGCAUGGUGGUGCCCAAGGGGUACCUCAGCGGCCACUGCCUGAAUAACGUGGUCCCUCCAAUCAAAUCGGAGCCCAAGGCCUCCUAUGCACCUGGCACUUUACCCGACUCUCCCCCGGACUCUGGAUCAGAAGCCUACUCCCCCCAGCAGGUGAAUGAUCCUCACCUCCUCCGGACCAUGACCCCCGAGAACAUGUGCCACAUGACUCCACCUUCCCGGCUGGAGCACCCUCCCCCGCCUCCCCACCUUCAGGGUCCCCCACCACCUCCGCCGCAUCCACACCAGCAGCAGCACACCCCCCACUAUCCCAGUAUGCAGCGGGACAUGUUCAUGAAGCCUGAGCCGCUGAUGCCGCCGUACGUCAUCGGGCAGGGCAUGUCCCCGGGCGAUCUCCACCACGCCCAGCAGUCGCAGAUGCUUCACCAGCUCCUGCAGCAGCACGGAGCAGACCUCCCAGUUCACCCAGCCAAGAAGAGGAAACACUCAGAGUCGCCCCCCAACACACUCAACGCACAGAUGCUCAACGGGAUGAUAAAGCAGGAGCCAGGUAUGGGGUCUGUGCCACUCAACCCUGACAGAGUCCAAACGCCUCCCUGGCACCAGCAGGGGGCACUCUCACCAGGGCUAAUUCAAGACAACGACAGCUUGAACGGCUCCUACCUGGAUCCCAACUACCAGUCCAUAAAGUGGCAGCCGCAUCAGCAGAACAAGUGGGUGACUCUCUACGAUGCCAACUACAAGGAGCUCCCCCCACCCACGUACCGGGUGGAUGCGGACAAAGGCUUCAACUUCUCCGUGGGUGACGAUGCCUUCGUGUGCCAAAAGAAGAAUCACUUCCAGGUCACGGUCUACAUUGGCAUGAUCGGAGAUCCCAAGUAUGUGAAGACUCCUGAGGGCCUGAAGCCCCUCGACUGCUUCUACCUGAAGCUGCAUGGAGUGAAGUUAGAGGCCUUGAACCAAUCGAUCAACAUAGAGCAGUCACAGUCUGACCGCAGCAAACGGCCCUUCAACCCUGUCACGGUCAACCUGCCUCCGGAGCAGGUCACGAAGGUCACCGUGGGGCGGCUGCAUUUCAGCGAGACCACGGCUAAUAACAUGAGGAAGAAGGGCAAGCCCAACCCUGACCAGAGGUACUUCAUGCUCGUGGUGGCCCUCCAGGCCCAUGCCCAGAACCAGACCUACACGCUGGCUGCCCACAUCUCCGAGCGCAUCAUCGUCAGACAAAGGGCCAGUUCGGGGGUAAAACACAAACGGAGGGCGGACGGGGACCCCGGAGUCUGCAGACAAGCCUCUAACCCGGGUCAGUUUGAGAGUGACAGUGACGUCCUCUGGCAGCGGGCUCAGCUCCCUGACACGGUUUUUCACCACGGCCGAGUUGGCAUCAACACCGACCGCCCCGAUGAAGCCCUGGUGGUCCAUGGCAACGUGAAAGUCAUGGGAUCGCUGAUGCACCCGUCAGACAUCCGAGCAAAAGACGACAUCCAGGAGGUGGACACCACAGAACAGCUGAAGAGGAUCUCCCGUAUGCGGCUGGUGCAUUAUAACUACAAGCCAGAGUUCGCCACCACUGUGGGCAUUGAAAGCACGUCUGAGACAGGUGUCAUUGCUCAGGAAGUGAAGGAGAUCCUUCCCGAAGCAGUGAAAGACACUGGGGACAUGGUCUUUGCCAAUGGGAAAACCAUCGAGAACUUCCUGGUGGUGAAUAAGGAGCGGAUCUUCAUGGAGAACGUUGGGGCAGUGAAGGAGCUCUGCAAACUGACCGACAACCUGGAGACCCGCAUUGACGAGCUGGAACGGUGGAGUCACAAGCUGGCUAAGCUCAAGCGGCUGGACAGCAUGAAGUCAACGGUCAGCUCUGGGGCGUUCAGCCAAACAGGAAGUCAGUUCAGCCGUGCAGGAAGUGUGCCCCACAAAAAGAGGCCCCACAAAAUGGCCAGCAAGUCCCCAUCUGUUAUCACGGAACAAGCCUGCAUCAGCCAGCGCUUCUUGCAAGGCACCAUCAUCGCCUUGGUCGUCGUCAUGGCGUUCAGUGUGGUGUCCAUGUCCACCCUCUACGUGCUCAGCUUGCGCAAUGAAGAGGACCUCGCAGAUAUUGAUGGGUACGUGUCCCCUUCAUGCAUGCAUCCUCCAGAACGUGUUGUGGCUUCCUUUGUUCCCUGGGGGCCUGCAAUACUUGGCAGACUAGAGGGAAUACAGAGAUGAGCAGAAAAGACAGGCACAGGGCUGGAGGGAUAGGUUUGUGCAGCGAGAUUAAAGGAAUGAUGUGGCUUUGC